This is a messenger RNA of Laccaria bicolor S238N-H82, 1788 nucleotides long. RefSeq lists its product as uncharacterized. The record is from RefSeq and is a predicted model, not a curated record. The transcript is spliced from 4 exons. The coding region runs from base 1 to 1788 and encodes 595 amino acids. NCBI's taxonomy places the organism in Eukaryota, Fungi, Basidiomycota, Agaricomycetes, Agaricales, Hydnangiaceae.
AUGGAGCCAGACACACAGUCCCGUUCUCCGACGCCCCUACAUCCAACUAUCGCUCGACCGUCUAGUCGGGUCCCGAGAUCCCGCCGCCGUCGCUCACCGUCAAACGAUAACCAAAAUAUCAUCGUUGAUCGGACAGGGAGGGACGAUGUCUCUCAUAGAGCGCAUUCUACGACUUCUGAUAUCAAUCAUGGCCGAUUUGUUGGAAACCCAGGAUUUAAUGUUCAAACAUCUGCAGCACCUGCGGUGCCUGAAGUAUACCUUCAUGGUCUACGUCGAUCUCAGGAAGAUCAUACGUCUACAAUGAACUUUCCUUCACCCCGCCCUCCAGUGGCUGACGUACAUCACAUUCCGGUUGACCGUUCACACUCUCUGCGACCAAGUAUACCUCCAGACCAGCAGCCACACUCUUUCCGAUCUCCAACGCCGCCUGCGCCCAUCGCUCGACCAACUAUCCCCAGGACCCACCGCCGCCACCGUUCACCAUCGAACGACAACAGACAUAUAGUCGAUAAUCGCACUGGAAGGGACGAUCCCUCACGCCCCAUUCAUUCCAAUGCUUUUGAUAUCAAUCAUCAAGACAGAAAUGCAGGAAUUGGCGUGGAGGCUUCUAUGCCGACCGUCACACCCGAGGUCCACCCCCCAAUAGCCAGUCGAUAUCCCCUGUAUAUUCACCUUUCUCCUUCUCAAGAUGCACUUCCAGAUCACAUGCCUCAAUCUUUCCGCCCCUCACCGAUUCAACCUUCACCCACGUAUUAUCCCAGGCCCAUAGAAUCACAUUCUCCUCCGGCACCCGUAAUCGACUUUGAUCCUCCUAGACAUCAGCUCCCUCCAUUCCCUUCCCCCCAACCCGUUUUCCCUGUAGCACAUGAAUACAUCGUUCCUCCGAUCCAAUUUCACCAACCCCAGAUGAUGAUCACGGAAUCCGUUUUCGAUUCAAUUCCACAUCAAGUCUAUUCCACCGUAGGAUUUCUACAAAUACCAACAUUUUACCAAAUGCGCGUCUUUCGAGCGUUUGAGGACGUUGGGAUGUCGGUACCAGAAAUUCGAGGGGCUAUGUUGGACAUCACACAACAGAAAUUGGAAGGCGACAACCCGGAUAAGACAAGACCACGCCGCCCGUCGUCUAAAUCUGACGCAAAAAAGUUCAAGAAACUCCUUGAAGCAUGGAAAGAAUUUGUAGAGACGGUGGUUAAAGAGUGGGAGACGUUCAAUAUCAUCUCAGCGUUGUUACUUUCUGCCAUUCUGAGCAUAUUGCAGAUGGAUGUCGCGGUGAUUCCGAUUAUACGAUAUCCGGCUCUCAUCUCUCUAUUUUGCGCCUUUAUCAGCCUCACUUUUGGUUCGAUUUACGUGUCCAAGUUUUCGGAGAUGAAGAGAGCGAGUGUUGCGGCUGAGUUUGCGCUCGAAACGAAACAAUCUUCUUGUCCCAUUCUCUUCAAUGCGUGGAUUAUGCUUGCUAUGCCCGCCUCUUGGCUUGCUUGGUCCAUGAUUCUAUUUCUCGUAUCCAUAACAUCGCUCAUCUGGACUACGGGAGCUACCGACAACUCAACAAACACAUUAUCUUCUUACAAAUCCUUCGUGCCCCGCCUCAUUACUUCCCUGGUUCUCCUCUUGGGGAUCCUUUAUUUUGUCGUCAUUAUGAUCACUUUCUCGAGGUACGGCGGUAAUUUGGAUAAGGCCUGGGUUAGGCGUCUUCAAGAAACCCACCGUUGGGAUGAAUCCUUGCCGAAACCUCGGCCCCCACUCGACCAGGGGUUAAGCGGAUGGCGCAAGGCUUUGGUUCGUCACUAG